This is a messenger RNA of Brachypodium distachyon (stiff brome), 1251 nucleotides long. RefSeq names its product putative late blight resistance protein homolog R1A-3. Bases 1 to 1116 code for a protein of 371 amino acids. Gene Ontology annotation, biological process: defense response to other organism. The record is from RefSeq and is a predicted model, not a curated record. The transcript has 3 exons. Lineage: Eukaryota; Viridiplantae; Streptophyta; Magnoliopsida; Poales; Poaceae.
AUGUUGCUCCAAUCGUUCCAACCAAAAGGAAAGGUGGAAACAUGUACGAGAUUCUAUGGGCUCAGGUGCAAACCUCACGUUGGAUGGGAGGACUACACAAUAAAGAGGACUGAUUUGGAACGUCAAUGGAUGGCAGAAGGUUUUAUCAGUAAAGGACAUGGACAGGAUGUGGAGAAGGUUGCUGGAAAUUAUUUCAAUGAGCUUGUCAAUAGGAGCCUUAUCCAACCAGUACGAUUUGACGAUAGAGGGUCAGUGACACAUUGCAGAGUUCAUGAUAUGAUGCUCGAUCUUAUCUUGCUGAAGUCUGCAGAAGAGAGUUUUCUCACUGUAGUGGAUUACCCACAAGAAUUUGCAGGAUUGGAAUACAAGGUCCGCCGGCUGUCUAUCCGCUUGGACGGUGCAAGUUAUGGUCAAAAAAUAUUACAAGCGAGCUCUGAUGUGUCACAGGUUCGGUCAGUUAUGUUCUUUGGGAGCCCUGAUAGAUAUAAUUCGCCUCCUCUAUCAUGGUUCAAGUUCCUCCGAGUUCUUUUUGUCGACCUCCCCAGCAGUGCUGCAGUGGACCUCACUGGACUGUGUAAACUGUAUCAGCUGAGGUAUUUACGGACUAGUGUCAAUUGGCAAUUCCAACUACCAACACAGAUUAGAGUGCUACGACACUUGCAAACACUUGACGUGCCCAGGUAUGAUGAGAGUCUACCAUCAGAUAUAGUUCAUCUACCAUGCUUGAUGCAUCUGAAUACUAGUCAAAGGCUACCUGAUGGGAUUGGCAACAUAAAGUCCCUACGAUAUUUUUAUCUAUUUGAUAUUGCGCAAAACACGCUAGAUAAUAUCAAGGGCCUUGGGGAGCUGACCAAUCUAAGGUAUCUAUAUCUCUCCUCCCCCGCCCUUGGGGAUGAUGAUAAGCAGAAACGCAUGGAUGCCCUAUGCUCCUCCUUGGGAAGACUUUGUAACCUCGAGGAACUGGUUGUCAAUUUCCAGGGUUGCAUGGAUUGCAAUACAAGGUCCGCCGGCUGUCUAUCCGCCCUCUGCGCAAGAGAAUUUUUUCACUAUAGUGAACGACCCACAAGAUUUUGCAGGAUUGCAAUACAAGGUCCGCCGGCUGUCUAUCCGCUUUGAUGGUGCAACUGCAAGGAAGAAUGGUCAAACAAUAAUACCGAAGAACACUAGUGUGUCACAGGUUCGGUCAGUUAUGUUCUUUGGGAGCUCUGAGAAUACACCUCCUCUGUCAGAGUUCAAGUUCCUCCGAGUGUU